CAAGAUACAUCAGUUAAAACAACAUUGUGCCACUUGAAGAAAUCUAAAGCAAUUCAACUAUAAUGCAAUAAAAUCACUGAGAAUCAAGGAAGUAGAGUUAAUAUUGUUAAGAUUUAGAAAAUGAAGUAGAACCGUAAUAUACCACGAUCUCACUAAAUGAAGUGGAGCUGACAUGCAUGUAUGUCCACAGCAUGUAGCCCACAAAAUGCUCUUAAAUUGAAGUCUUCCAAUCCAAUCCAAACCAUGGUCCAUGAAAUCGUACCGGAGACCGUACCGGAAAAGUCAGCGAUAGGGUAUUUUAUGACAAAAUCGUUGUUUAACCGUAGUUCAACCGUUAGUACCGUUAAAUACCGCCUAUCGGUUUAGCCUCCGAUACUGGUAUUUUGUGGUUGAACCGUCGGUACGGUUUAAUGGACCAUGAUCCAAAACCAUCUAUGCGCCAAACAUGGUAAUUUAUAGGAUAUCAUAAGAACAAAUCCAAUUGUAAUUUAUACAGAUCGAGGUGGGUUAGCUGUCAGGUGGAAGGCACCAAAUAAUUGGUAUCCAAGUGCUGUGUAGCUUUCAAGCCAAAGGAAGUAUCACAAUCUCCUUGUACAUCAAAGAAUUAGUGGAUGCAACACCCAUUAAUUAGUGACAUAGAUCUGUGAAACAGGAAAAGCAGUUGACACAACAGAAGUUAAGGUUUCAAAAGAGAGACAAGUAAUCCAAGUUAUCUGUUACCUUCCAUAGGAUUAGGAACUCAGCUGUGGUUCCAUUCCAUAGUUGAAUUCUAUGUGGAAGUACGUGCAAUAUCUCCUGUGUUAACAAUUCCCCUUAUAAUCAUCUCUCUAAGAGUAUAUAAUACGUACCUUAACUUUAUAAAGAGAUGGGACAAACUUUAGAUGAAAAUAGAGAUAUCAAAACAAACUUUUGAUCCUUGUAAAGCAUGACAGACGACAUCGACCGAUUGAGAAGACAGACAUACGACAUCGAUCGGAUUAGGACAUAGAAACUGACAAAAAGUAACAUAUAUCAGUAUAUAGAAUUCAACACCUCAAGCUCACUCAUCCUAUCUGAAUCUGAUGAUUAUUUAAUAACUACUUGAUUCCUGCAUAUAUAUGCCAAAUUGUCAAUCAGCAAAGUAAUCAGCAAAGUAAUAGAAACGGGGGUGAGUGACAGAGGGGAAAUUAAGGCGAAACACCAAAGGAAGAAGCCAGCUUGGCCAACCUCCUGGUCCUGCUUGAGAACUGCGUCGCAUAUUAGAAAGGGGUAACAACUUACCUAGCCGCCGCCACUCGUUCUUCGCAGGAAGGAAGAUCCGAAAAGAGAUUAGUUAUGUGAGAGAGAGAUUGGGGACGGAGGUAAUGAAGGGAUCUCGCUAGAGGAAGGGCGCACAGGAGCUUAUGGUGGAGACGCCCACACCCCACUGGACCCCUAAUGCAAAACCAACCCACCCCUCUCUUCUCUCAUUUUCCUUCCCUUCCUUUCUACAGCAGCUUCUCCGUUAUUCAUUCCCCUUUCCGUUUCUCUUCCCACAACACCCCUCAAUUCCUUACUUACAACCUUUUCUUCUUUUCGGCUUCCCAACGUUCUAAUCCAUGGCAGAAGAACAAGCUAAGAAGGCCGAGCCCGAAUGCCCUGCCCCUCCCACAGCCGGUCCUCCGGCAGCUGCAGCUCCUGCUGACGAACCACCAAAGGACGUGGCCGAGGAGAAAUCCGUAAUUCCGGUCACUCCUCCUUCAGAGGACAAGUCUGAUAAACCUAAUGACUCCAAGGCCAUCGUACCCGUUGAGAAGGUGGCAGAAGCUGCAGUGGAAGAGGCAAAGCCUGCCGAGGGCUCUAUCAAUCGAGAUGCUGUGCUUGCCAGAGUUGAAACAGAGAAGCGGACUUCUCUCAUCAAAGCUUGGGAAGAGGCCGAGAAGAGCAAAGCUGAGAACAAAGCUCAGAAGAAGAUCUCUGCAAUCGAGUCAUGGGAGAACAGCAAGAAAGCGAAAGUCGAGGCGGAGCUCAAGAAGCUAGAGGAACAACUGGAGAAGAAGAAAGCAGAGUACGCCGAGAAGAUGAAGAACAAGAUCGCCCAAAUCCACAAGCAAGCCGAGGAGAAGAGAGCCAUGACCGAAGCGAAACGAGGCGAAGAGCUGCUGAAAGCAGAGGAGAUUGCUGCAAAGUAUCUGUGAAAUGGCGAUGUUCCUUCUUCGAUUUAGGGAUUUGAAUCGCCGAUUUGGGAAUGAGAGUGAAAGACAAUGACUGACUCAGCAGCCAGAUCAGUGUUAUUGAUCGAAUGGGCCCAAUGACAAUUAGGCCCGCAACUCAGCAGUAGAGCUUCGGUGGGCUUUAAAAUAAACGGGCCCAGGGCUUUCUUCAGAGAAGAGACGAAGAGCAAUCUUCUUCUUCUUCCCUGAUUCAGUUUUGCCUUCCAACAGAGCACCAAAGAACAGAGUACUGCAGAUGCAGUAGAGAGACAAGAGGCAGGAAACGAAAGAACACAGCGAGAUUUUUAACGAGGUUCGGCACUGGGCUACUCCUCGUCCCGGAAUAGUACUCACUA
Molecule: messenger RNA, 2527 nt
Organism: Linum trigynum
Lineage: Eukaryota; Viridiplantae; Streptophyta; Magnoliopsida; Malpighiales; Linaceae
Source: the annotation of a GenBank genome assembly